This is a messenger RNA of Erinaceus europaeus (western European hedgehog), 2538 nucleotides long. It is a transcript of the gene CHRNA5, whose product is annotated as cholinergic receptor nicotinic alpha 5 subunit. NCBI's taxonomy places the organism in Eukaryota, Metazoa, Chordata, Mammalia, Eulipotyphla, Erinaceidae. Bases 129 to 1664 code for a protein of 511 amino acids. Gene Ontology annotation, cellular component: postsynaptic membrane; neuron projection; synapse. Gene Ontology annotation, biological process: signal transduction; monoatomic ion transmembrane transport; regulation of membrane potential. Gene Ontology annotation, molecular function: acetylcholine-gated monoatomic cation-selective channel activity; transmembrane signaling receptor activity. The transcript has 5 exons. The record is from RefSeq and is a predicted model, not a curated record.
CCCCAGGUGUCUGCAGCCUCUCGGAAUCCGCGGGGGAAGGAGGCUCCUUGGAGGUGGGCUUCCCUUCGCUUCCACUGUGCUUCCAGCUCCAUUCCCCGGAGUUCGCGUCCCCUCGCGUGUCCCGAGCGAUGGCGGAGCGGGACUUGGGGCUCACAGUCCUCAGUCUGGGACCCCGGGCGCUCCGCCUCCUGAUCCUUUCUCAGCUGGCUGCGGGGCGCUGGGAUCCUGCGGGCGCCGGGAGCCGAGCUGCCAGAGGAUUAGCUGAACCAUCCUGUGUUGCAAAGCACGAAGACAGUUUGUUCAAGGAUUUAUUUCAAGAUUACGAAAGAUGGGUUCGUCCUGUGGAGCACCUGAAUGACAAAAUAAAAAUCAAGUUUGGCCUUGCAAUAUCUCAGUUGGUGGACGUGGAUGAGAAGAAUCAGCUAAUGACAACAAAUGUCUGGUUGAAACAGGAAUGGAUAGAUGUAAAAUUAAGAUGGGACCCCGAAGACUAUGGUGGAAUAAAAGUGAUUCGUGUCCCUUCGGACUCUCUCUGGACCCCAGACAUUGUCUUGUUUGACAAUGCAGAUGGUCGCUUUGAAGGGGCCAGUACAAAAACGGUCGUCAGGUAUGACGGCACCGUCACCUGGACUCCACCUGCAAACUACAAAAGCUCCUGUACCAUCGAUGUCACGUUUUUCCCCUUUGAUCUUCAGAACUGUUCCAUGAAGUUUGGUUCCUGGACUUACGAUGGGACACAGGUCGAUAUAAUUUUAGAGGACCAAGAUGUAGACAAGAGGGAUUUUUUUGACAACGGGGAAUGGGAAAUCGUGAGCGCAACAGGCAGCAAAGGAAACAGAACCGACAGCUGCUGCUGGUAUCCUUACGUCACUUACUCAUUUGUGAUUAGACGCCUGCCUCUCUUCUACACUCUGUUCCUUAUUAUACCCUGUGUUGGGCUUUCAUUUUUAACCGUCCUUGUCUUCUAUCUCCCUUCGAAUGAAGGUGAAAAGCUUUGCCUCUGCACUUCAGUACUUGUCUCCUUGACUGUGUUUCUUCUGGUGAUUGAAGAGAUCAUCCCCUCAUCUUCCAAGGUCAUCCCUCUGAUCGGAGAAUACCUGGUGUUCACCAUGAUUUUUGUGACGCUGUCGAUCAUGGUGACCGUCUUUGCCAUCAACAUUCAUCACCGAUCAUCCUCGACACACAACACCAUGGCCCCAUGGGUCCGCAGGCUCUUCCUUCACAAGCUCCCCAAACUUCUGUGCAUGAGAAGCCAUGUAGACCGGUACUUCACUCAGAAAGAGGAGCCGGAGAGCAGCAGGGAGCCAACGCCCAGAAACACCCUGGAAGCGGCACUUGAUUCUAUUCGUUAUAUCACAAGGCACGUGGUGAAGGAGAAUGACAUCCGUGAGGUCUGUGACAUGCAGUGUAUUUACAGAGGUUCAUCUGCCUCGAUCUUAAGUGUGGCAGAUAGAGCAGGAAGCAUAGAUGGAGGGCCAGAAAUGCUGACAGUGGCUAUAAAAAUAGGGGAAGACCUACACAAGUUCCUUUUCUCCAUUUCCCAUUGCCUCUUAGGAUACCUUUAUCAUUUACUUCUGCCAUCAGGGUUUCUUGCUGGGGCUCUGUUCCUGCAUGACAGAUAUACCACUCCCAAGGCCUAUCUUCCUGGUGUUUUUUUUUUUUAAUUUAUUCCCUUUUGUUGCCCUUGUUUUUUUUAUUAGUUGUAGUUAUUGAUGUCAUCAUUGUUGGAUAGGACAGAGAAAUGGAGAGAGGAGGGGAAGACGGGGAGAGAAAGACAGACACCUGCAGACCUGCUUCACCACCUGUGAAGCGACUCCUCUGCAGGUGGGGAGCCGGGGGCUCCAACUGGGAUCCUUAGGCCGGUCCUUGUGCUUUGCACCACCUGUGCUUAGCGCCACCUGUGCUUAACCCGCUAUGCUACUGCCUGACUCCUUCCUGUUUUUAUACUAGAGGUGGGAUCUAGCAAUCUUUUUUUUUUCCUUUUUUUUUUUUUUUUUUUUUUUGCCUCCAAGGUUAUCACUGGGGCUCAGUGCCUGCAAUACAAAUCCACUGCUCCUUGGUUGUUUCCGUAGUGUAGUGGUUAUCACGUUUGCCUCACACAAAUCCACUGCUCCUGAAGGCUGUUUUUUCCCUUUUGUUGCCCUUGUUUAUCAUUGUUACUACUGUCAUUGCUGGAUAGGACAGAGAGAAAUUGAGAGAGAUGGGGAAAAUGGGGGGGAGAGACCUGUUUCACUGCUUGUGAAGCUUCCCCCCUUGCAGGUAGGGACUGGGGGUUUGAACCUCUUGAACCUAGCUCCUUGAGUACUGUAAUGUAUGCAUGCGCUCGACCAGGUGUGCCACAGCUCAGCUUUCAUUUUUCUCCUUUAUAGAAACUUUCAUUUUUGAUAGAGACAGAAAUUGAGAGGGAAGGGGGGAGUUAAGAGGGACAUCUGUGGCCCUGCUUCAUUGUGUGUGAAACUUCUACCCUGCAGGUGGGGGCAUUUGGGAUACAGUUAGUGACAACGUUGUGAUAUUGUAGGAAGACUGUUUGGUGUCUGG